This is a messenger RNA of Cicer arietinum (chickpea), 2126 nucleotides long. Its product is annotated as L-type lectin-domain containing receptor kinase IX.1-like. The record is from RefSeq and is a predicted model, not a curated record. Lineage: Eukaryota; Viridiplantae; Streptophyta; Magnoliopsida; Fabales; Fabaceae. Gene Ontology annotation, molecular function: ATP binding; carbohydrate binding; protein kinase activity. Gene Ontology annotation, biological process: protein phosphorylation.
UUGUGGAUGUACAUAAUUUACAAUAGCAAAGGAAGCUACAUAAAUGACAAAUAAAGAACAGUAAAAUAAAUACAUACAUGAAAGUGUUAUACUUCAAACAUGAAAUGGCAAAUCCAAAAAUUCCUAUAUUCUGUUAUGUAAGGGGAACAAUUUUUCUGUUCCUAAUAAUCCCUCUUACACAUUCUCAUUUUGAGUCUUUUAAUUACCCUAUGUUUAGUCACUCUUUUAAAGAUCAGCCAAAGCUUGAUGGAGAUGCCACUAUUGACGAUUCUGACUUUGUCAUUAAACUCACAGGGUACCCUACUGACCCAGAUAAGGCUUCUCUUACUGGUAGAGUCACAAGUCCAAAACUUAUCAAACUUUGGGACAAAACCACAAACCAAGUCUAUGACUUUAGUACCAAGUUUUCUUUUAUUAUAUUUUCAAAUCAUACUUUUUAUGGAGAUGGUUUGACAUUCUUUCUUGCAAGCUCAGAUCUUCCAAACUCAAAACAUAUUGGAGGUGGUGGUGGUUUUGGCCUUGUUCCUGCAAGCAAAAUUGCAUUGAAUUUAACUCAGUAUUCAUUUGUAGCAGUGGAAUUUGAUACUUAUCAAAAUAAUUGGGACCCUGGUGUUAACCAUGUGGGUGUGAAUAUCAAAUCUGUGGUGUCUGAUACAUGUGUUGAAUGGUUUGCAAAUGUUACAGAAAGGAAAGUUUAUGAUUGUAGCAUUGAAUACAGUUCAAGAAAUAAUAGUAUGAAUGUUUCUUUCACUGGUUAUAAAUUGAAUGAAGGGCAAGAGUUACAACAGCACUUUUCACAUGUUAUUGAUCUAAGAGAGCAUUUACCUGAGUAUGUUAUUGUUGGCAUAUCAGCUUCAACAGGAUUUGUAGAUGAGGAACAUACAUUGCUGUCAUGGUCUUUUAGUACAAGCCAACCGAGUUAUUUCGAUAAUGAAGCUGAUCUGAAGAAGAAAACAAAAGUAAUCAAGAUUAAAUUGUUGGUGGGAUGGGGAGUUGGUAUUGGUGUAUGUUUCUUGUUGAGUUUAAUAGCAAUUUUUUUCAUUUUGUUAUGGAAGAAGAAUAAAGAAGGAGAAGAAAAAGAAGAAGAAGCUACUUCAGAAACUGUUUCUGAUCAGAACAUGGAUGAUGAAUUCCAAAUGAGUAUUGGACCAAAGAAGAUUUCUUACUAUGAUUUGUUGAAUGCAACAAACAACUUUGAAGAGACACAAAAGCUAGGACAAGGUGGUUUUGGUGGUGUUUAUAAAGGUUAUUUUAAAGACUCAAAUUCAGUUGCAGCUAUAAAAAGGAUAUCUUCAGAGUCAAGGCAAGGUAUAAAGCAAUACACAGCAGAAGUAAAAAUAAUUAGUCAAUUGAGGCAUAGAAAUUUGGUGAAACUCAAUGGCUGGUGUCACAAGAAGAAUGAACUUCUCCUGAUAUAUGAAUACAUGCCGAACGGAAGCUUAGAUUAUCAUCUUUUCCGGGGAGGAAGCAUCUUGCGGUGGAAUUUAAGAUACAAUAUAGCUCUUGGUUUGGCAUCAGCAUUGCUUUAUUUGCAAGAAGAAUGGGAAAAAUGUGUGAUUCAUAGGGAUAUAAAAUCAAGUAACAUAAUGUUGGACUCUAACUUUAAUACUAAGCUUGGUGAUUUUGGUUUAGCUAGGCUGAUGGAUCAUGAGAAAGGGUCAGAAACAACAGUUGUGGCUGGAACAAGAGGUUACUUAGCUCCAGAGUACUUGGACACAGGGAAGGCUAGAAAGGAAUCUGAUAUAUUCAGUUUUGGUGUUGUUUUGUUGGAGAUAGUGAGUGGAAGAAAAGCUAUACACCAUCAAGAAUUGGAGGGUGAGGUAUCAUUAGUUGAGUGGGUUUGGGAGCUAUAUGGAUUGAGAAAUCUAAUUGUAGCAGCUGAUUCAAAGCUAUGUGGGGUGUUUGAUGUGAAGCAAAUGGAAUGUUUGUUGGUAGUUGGACUUUGGUGUGCUAAUCCUGAUUCUAGAUCAAGACCAUCUAUUAGGAAAGUCAUUAAGGUGCUUAAUUUUGAAGCUUCAUUACCAAUUCUACCACUAAAUAUGCCAUUCCUAGGUCCUUUGUCUUCUCCCAAUAUAACAAAUGAACAAUUUUUUUCAGUUCCAUCUUUCUUUAGGGCUACAGGUUAG